CGUGCGGUGGGGGAUGAGGCGGAGUGAGCGGGGGAACAGGAGCGUUCGGUCGCAGAUUAUCCGACAGGGGUGACCGUGAGGAAGGAACCGGAGCAGCCGACGGCAGGAACCGGCUCUCAGCGCUCCGAGCCUGAGGUUGGGAAGCAGCGACGCUCCGAAUGCUGCACUGUGCUCACCGCAGAGAGACCGGGCUAACAGACUGACCGCUAACAGACUGACCGCAGAGAGACCGGGCUAACAGACUGACCGCUAACAGACUGACCGCAGAGAGACCGGGCUAACAGACUGACCGCUAACAGACUGACCGCGGAGAGACCGGGCUAACAGACUGACCGCUAACAGACUGACCGCGGAGAGACCAGGCUAACAGACUGACCGAGGAGAGACCAGGCUAACAGACUGACCGAGGAGAGACCAGGCUAACAGACUGACCGAGGAGAGACCAGGCUAACAGACUGACCGCGGAGAGACCGCGCUAACAGACUGACCGCAGAGAGACCGCGCUAACAGACUGACCGCAGAGAGACCGGGCUAACAGACUGACCGCGGAGAGACCAGGCUAACAGACUGACCGAGGAGAGACCAGGCUAACAGACUGACCGCAGAGAGACCGCGCUAACAGACUGACUGCGGAGAGACCGCGCUAACAGACUGACCGCUAACAGACUGACCUCAGAGAGACCGGGCUAACAGACUGACCUCAGAGAGACCAGGCUAACAGACUGACCGCAGAGAGACCGCGCUAACAGACUGACUGCGGAGAGACCGCGCUAACAGACUGACCGCUAACAGACUGACCGCAGAGAGACCGCGCUAACAGACUGACUGCGGAGAGACCGCGCUAACAGACUGACCGCAGUGAGACCGCACUAACAGACUGACCGCGGAGAGACUGCACUAACAGACGGACCGGAGCCUAGCGGACCGCCUGAGGCGGGGGUAGCUGGCUGUAGCGGUGCAGGACGGUCGCGCGCUGAGAUCGUGGUGCUCAGCGAGGGAAUGGAAGGUUCCAGCGUGCGCUACCUCACGCUCGCUCCCCGCUGCUCGCUCUGUGGCCAGCGCACGCCCCAGGCCUCCUACUCCACCGUGCGCAUCUCCCACAGCGAGAUGGAGUCCUACCACCGCCUCCUCAGGCUGUGUCAGGAGGCGGAGUCUGUCAGCGCGAGAAACGAGAUCAUGCAGCAGGAGAUCAGGCCCCUGCUGGCGGUCGACAUCAUCGAGCAGCUUCACCGCCAGUUCGCCGUGCUCUCAGGAGGAAGAGGAAAGGAUGGGGCUCCUAUCAUCACCUUCCCAGAGUACCCCGGCUUCAGCGACCUGCCGGACGAGGACUUCCUCAAUGUGGUCACUUACCUGACCAGUAUUCCCAGCCUGGACGCUGCCAGCAUCGGCUUCAUCAUCGUCAUCGAUCGGCGGCGGGACAAGUGGAGCUCGGUGAAGGCGUCCUUGGCUCGGAUCGCGGGGGCGUUCCCAGGAAACCUGCAGCUGGUGCUGGUGCUCCGCCCGUCCCGCUUUAUCCAGAGAGCCUUUGCCGACAUCGGCAUCCGGCUGCACCGCGACGACUUCAAAAUGAAGGUACCGAUCAUCAUGCUGAACUCGCUGUCAGACCUGCACGGAUACGUCGACAGAGGUCAGCUGACCUGCGAGCUGGGCGGGAACCUGGAGUACUGCCACAGCCAAUGGAUCCACCAUCGCACCGCCAUAGAGAACUUCGCGGUGACGGUGAAGACCACCGCGCAGAUGCUGCAGCGCUUCGGGAAGGACCUGGCCGAAACAGAGCUGCCCAACGACGUGCAGUGCACCAAGGACCUGCUGGGGGCGCACUGCGAGAAGCACGACAAGCUGGAGAACGAGCUCAGCCUGGCCAUGAAGCAGGGAACCACCCUGCUGUCCUGCAUCAGAGAGCAAGCCGCCAAGAACGCCAACUACAGGCUGAACCCCGACGAGGCCGAGAACCUGACCACCGUGGAGAGGCUGCUGGCCCAGCUGAGUGAGACGGAGAACGCGUUUGAGCAGUUCUGGUCCAAACAUCGCCUCAGGCUGGAGCAGUGCCUGCAGCUGCGCCAUUUUGAGCAGGACUCCGGGUGAGCCCCGCCCAUGCUGCUGCUGCCAUUUGAGCAGGACUUCCGCGAGGUGAAAGUGGCGCUGGACGGCCUCAUGCAGGCCCAGGCGGCGCUGUCGGACAGCGGGGACACAGCGGGACGCGUGGAGCAGCUGCUGCAGGAGCUGAAGAGCCUGGAGGACAGAGCGCAGGGCUCUCUGGAGAAGGCCCAGCUCCACGCUCUGCACGGGGACCAGCUGAUCCAGAGCGGCCAUUACGCCGUCGACUCCAUCCGGCCCAAGUGCGUGGAGCUCCGCCGCGUCUGCGACGACUUCACCAACGGCGCCCAGCGGAAGCACGAUGUGCUCGCCAAAUCCCUCCUCACACACCAGGGCAUAGACAAGGUGAACCAGUGGUGCGAGUCGGGUGUGUACCUGCUGGCCUCUCAGGCCGUGGACAAGUGCCAGUCACAGGAGGGGGCGGAGUCAGCCCUGCAGGACAUUGAGAAGUUCCUGGAGAGCGCUGAUGAUCAGCAGCUAAGCAGCCUCAAGGACCUCUGCAACCAGUAUGACAUCAUCCUGACCGCCGAACUCAAGGCCAGCGUGCAGAAGGCCCUGCUGAGGCUGGAGGACGUGCGCGAGAUGUUCGACCGGCGACACGUCAGCCUGAAGAAGCUGUCCGCCAAACAGGCCCGGCCCGUGCAGCCCGUGGCCCCGCGACCGGAGUCCUCCCCCAAACGCGCCUCCCCCAAGAGCGGCAGGACCGGCGGCCCCACGGUGAACCGCCGGGUUCCAGAGAAUUCCGGCGGCCCCAAGCCGGCGCCGGCGGCCGACGCUGAACUCGCCAGGAAGAAAAAUAUCCGCAAGUCUAAAGGCGCCAUUAAGAUUGAAGUUCUGCAUGAAGCCAGCCAGGGGGGGUCCAGUCAUGUGGUGGUGUCCGAGACGGAAGAGUCCUUGUCCAGCAGAAGGAGACACAUCGUCACUGAGCUGAUUGAAACGGAGAGAGUGUAUGUUGAAGAGCUGCAGAGCAUCAUGGAGGGCUACGCCGCCGAGCUCGAUAAGACGCGCCUCACGCACCUCCUCCCCCUGGCGCUGCACGACAAAAAAGACGUGCUUUUCGGGAACCUUCCGGAAAUCCACGACUUUCACAACAGGACAUUUCUGAAGGAGCUUGAAAACUGUGUUGAAAACCCAGAAUUGGUGGGAAGGUGUUUCCUGAAAAGGAAGGAGGACCUGCAGAUCUACGAGAAGUACUGCCAGAACAAACCGCGCUCUGAAGCUCUGUGGAGACAGUGUGGAGACUGUGCUUUCUUCCAGGAAUGUCAGAAGAGGCUGGAGCACAAGCUGUCCCUGGACGCGUACCUGCUGAAGCCGGUGCAGAGGAUCACUAAGUACCAGCUGAUGCUGAAGGAGAUGCUGAAGUGCAGUAAGAACUCGGAGGGCACUGCAGAGCUGGAGGAGGCUCUGGCCACCGUCCUGGACAUCAUCAAGUCCGUGAACGACUCCAUGCAUCAAAUCGCCAUCACGGGGUUCGAGGGCAGCCUGAGUGACCUGGGGAAGCUGCUCAUGCAGGGGUCCUUCCAGGUAUGGACUGAGCACAAACGGGGUCACAGCAAGGUGAAAGACCUGGCCCGCUUCAAGCCCAUGCAGAGGCACCUGUUCCUGUACGACAGGAUGCUGCUGUUCUGCAAGCGGCGCGAGGACGCGGCGGACGGACACGAGAAGAGCCCCUCCUACAGCUUCAAACACUCCUUAAAGAUGAGUGCGGUGGGGAUCACGGAGAACGUUAAAGGCGACAUGAAGAAGUUUGAGGUGUGGUACAACGGGAGAGAGGAGGUCUACAUCAUUCAGGCCUCCUCCAUGGAUGUGAAGAACAUGUGGGUGUCCGAAAUCAGGAAGGUGCUGACAGGACAGCUGGAGGCGUGCAGAGAAGCCAGUCAGCUGCACCAGAGGAUCACAGAGAACGUGUACCAUGCCCCCAUGAACAUGUCCAACACCAGAAGUGUGAGGAAGGCAGCCCUGAGGCAGUCCGAUUCCUCCAGCCCUGAGCCCGGCUUCCGCAGAGGGAACCCCAGCCCCAACAUCCGCCAGAAACGAGCCGACCCGGUCGCUGGUGCUAAUGACCGUGCCGCUCUGGCUAAAAAGCGUUUCACGCUGCAGGGUCUGGCCAACCGCCGGUCUCUCCCCUCAGCGGCUCCGCCUAAGGAGACUGAUGUCCCCCGCCGCUUCUCUUUAACCUCCUCUAUCAGCGCCGCGGCCGCCACACGCACAAAAGGUCCUCUAUCUGGUCACCUUAAAGCCAAAAGACAGGAAAUUAAGAGUGACCCCACUCCACUGGGGUAUGAAGAUACGUUGCAUCACGCGAUCCAAGCUCAGCGCAAGCGUAACAGCACUUCAGGUACGAGCGCUGCCGUGCCCCGAUCUGCCUCACAGAGCGCUGUUGUGCACCGAUCUGCCUCACAGACAGGCUGGCCGCAGAGACGUCUCCCAUCCAUGGAUAACGAGGAUUUUGAGACCAUCCCUUCCAGCGCCGAGGAGCUCUCCAACUCCUCCGACGCGGAGGACGAGUGCGGCAGCAAAAACAUAUCUUCAGCGACAUGUGCACCGCUGCUUUCACAGACACGGAGGAGCAGGAGGCGGAGUCUGUGGCUUAGGCCACAGGAAGUGGACUAGCUUAUACAACCCAACAGACUGGUGGAACCCAACAGGCUUAUGAAACCCAGAAUAGCCCUGUAACCCAACAGGCUUAAGGAACCCAACAGGGUUAUGAAAACCAGCAUGGCCCUGUAACCCAACAAGCUUAAGGAACCCAACAGGGUUAUGAAAACCAGCAUGGCCCUGUAACCCAACAAGCUUGUGGAACCCAACAGAGUUAUGAAACCCAGCAUGGCCCUGUAACCCAACAAGCUUAAGGAACCCAACAGAGUUAUGAAACCCAGCAUGGCCCUGUAACCCAACAAGCUUAAGGAAUCCUACAGGCUCGUGGAACCCAACAGGGUUUUAAAAACCAGCAUGGCCCUGUAACCCAACAAGCUUAAGGAACCCUACAGGAUUAUGGGACCUUACUUGCUAAUGAAACCCAGUACCCAUCCCUGCACGCCCCCAGACUGUAAAUCGCUCUGUCCCGGGACUGCUGUGGGGUUCUCCUGGGUUCCACCCUCUGCUCAGCCUCUCUGGAGAAACACGAGCCUCGGUCCUGUACAUCAGAUUGCCUUACACUGCAGCACCUGCAGCCGUCAGGUACUAAACACACACACGCACACACAAUCACACACACACAUAUCCACACACAUGAAUAUACACAUACACACACACACACACACACACACUCAGCUGCCAUGUCCUCUGUGGAUCUCCGAUCAGGGGGCUGGACCUGUGCUUCCUACGUUCCCCAGCAAUGCUGCUGUGCCUUUGUCAUGCAAUACCGAUACCUUCCUCCGGGAGGCAGCACAGAGCCAUCGCUCAGAAAGAGCAGGACCAAGCCAUGGGGAGACUGGAGCACUGAGGCCUAGGGCGAGGACUGCUGGUCAAUGGGGCGACGGCCGGUUUGGAGACAGACUCUGUUGUGUUUUCAUCUCCAUUCGCUGCUGUCAGUCAGGCCCAGAACUGUACUGUUGGACUUCUAUGCCAGUAGAUGGGACACAUUUUUAAAAUUCUGCUUAUUUGUUUUUUUUUUUUUUUUAACAUUGGACCCAGUAUGUUUUUGGAUUGUUGAUGACACAGCAGAAAACAAAUACACCAUCAUUUCAAAAAAAAAAAAAAGAAAAAAAAAGCUUGUUAAAAAUAAAAACAAUCUAGUUCAAUCAUUUUUAUACUUCUGAGACAGAGAACUUUUGGGGGCGGGGGGGGGCGGACUGAAGUAGAUUGUUUUGUUUUUGCUUGGAAGAACAGCAUUUGUAUCAAUUGACUGCAGGAUGAAAAAGCUCCUAUCUGAAUGUAAAUCAAACAUCUCUGUGUAAUUUCCAUCUCCAGUUCUGCUGUCUGAUGUAUUAAACUUAGAGUGGUUGUUCACUUCAGCUGGUUUAAACUCAUCAGCAUUUUACUCCAGAGCGCCACCUUACUGUCAUACCCAUUUUUAGCAGGACUGGGAAUUUCCUCCUAGCAAUUGUUCCCCUUAUUUAUUUUAGUAACCGUCUACGGAAAAAUAUCAUUAUGGUAACAUUGAUAUUUAAACAAGACAUUUAAACAAUGCAGUAUAGCCAAUGUGAGGUUUGGUGAAUGUAUU
Molecule: messenger RNA, 6262 nt
Organism: Anguilla rostrata (American eel)
Lineage: Eukaryota; Metazoa; Chordata; Actinopteri; Anguilliformes; Anguillidae
Gene: mcf2l2
Product: MCF.2 cell line derived transforming sequence-like 2
Exons: 32
Biological process (GO): intracellular signal transduction
Cellular component (GO): cytoplasm
Molecular function (GO): guanyl-nucleotide exchange factor activity
Source: RefSeq, a predicted model, not a curated record